Seminavis robusta is the source of this 885-nucleotide messenger RNA. The record is from the annotation of a GenBank genome assembly. Lineage: Eukaryota; Bacillariophyta; Bacillariophyceae; Naviculales; Naviculaceae.
AUGCCGUGGCUUUUGUUGUUAUCCAUCCUCUGUGGCAUUGACAGUUCCAACCCAAGUGAAGGUAUCUUGAACGGAUUGACCGUUCUGACCACAGCUCCUCCCGCGUAUGCGCCUCGAUUGCAUUGUCACCUGAUAAACGCUGGAGCCAAGGUGGUUCCAUGUCCAACCAUAGAGACAUUGGCUUUGUGCAGCGACCAAGACAUUUCCGAGCUGAAGCAGGCCGUGAAUGAUAUCCAGAGCUACAAUUAUGUCGCGUUUACUUCUCGUCGAGGGAUUCAGGCAUUAUUCCAGCACGACCAACGUGGCGUCCUAAAAGAAGCUUUCUCCAAGCAAACUCCAUGUGUCAUUGCGUUGGGAGCUGACGCAGAAGCAUUGGUUGCCAACCAUGGAGUGGAACCAGGUAGUGUGCUGGUCCCGGAAACGCCGACGCCCCAAGGGAUUGUAGAUUUGCUCAAACAAAAGCACUAUCAGGCACAAGAAACCACGAAAAUACGAGUACUAUGCCCUGUCCCCAAGGUUGUGGGGUUAACGGAGCCAUCGGUGGUGCCCUCAUUUCUCCGAGCAUUGCAAGAUGCCAAAUUCGAAGCCGUACGGCUCAGUGCCUACGAAACCCGAUGGAUCCACCCAGGUUUGUUGACGGAUAUUGCCAUAGACAAGCUAAAGAAAGGACAAGUGGACGUGAUUGCCAUUUCCUCCACGGCCGAGGUGGAAGGUUUGCAACGACUUCUCGCAGCCACCAAUGUAGGCGUCAAGGUGGUGGCACAUGGAACGGUAACGGCCAAGGGAGCAAAAAGCUUGGGAUUGCGAGUGGACGGCAUCUCUACCGACUCGUCCUCGUUUGCAGGGAUGGUUCACGCCAUUGCCAAAUGCCUCGGACGACAGUAA